This is a messenger RNA of Priapulus caudatus, 806 nucleotides long. RefSeq lists its product as uncharacterized. The record is from RefSeq and is a predicted model, not a curated record. NCBI's taxonomy places the organism in Eukaryota, Metazoa, Priapulida, Priapulimorpha, Priapulimorphida, Priapulidae.
GAAUAACCCAAAACGAGAAGGCGCUUGAUAAGUUCUUCCUGGUAGCCCCAGAGCUGUCGAACAUACUUCACGAGUUUGCAACAGAAUGCGGCAUUGACAACGAUGACAAAAGAACACAGCACCAUGAAAUCACAGGCGGGAAGCUAACCAGAAUGACGAGAAAUGCUGGUAAACUGACGAAAGUAUUCCGUGAACAUGGAGACCCAUUCAUGUCAACUGAAGAUGAGGACGAAAUUUACAACAUGCUUACCAAGGAAGUUAUGACUGCGAAAGUAUCGAAAGACAUUAUUGAACGUGAUGAGAUUGGACAACACAUGUUCGAAGAAUUCGUCACAGAACGCCUGACAGAGGGACGCCUUCCGGUGUGGGCCAAAAUGAAGAGAAGAAAGAUCGGGACAUACAAAAGGGCAAAUGCAGCGAUGGAAGUGACAGAGGGCAGAAAGGUGGUGACUAAUGCAUGUAAUAGUUUAUGUGUCCAAGAUAUGGACACGUCACCACAGCUAGAAUAGACCCAAGAAGAUCUUGCUAAGAACCAUGAAGUGGACACAGCCUCAAAGAUCGAAGACACCCAAGAAGAUGGUUCACCAGUUGAAACAGCGAUGGAUGUUGUCUUUGAGAACCAAGAGGCAGAAGAAUCACAUAUGAUACACAUCCCAGACGGAGCAACAGAGAUGCCAACUGGAAGCGAUGACACAGCAUCAACAUGUAAAGUGAUCAUUAUAGAUGGUAUGGCUCUCGUAAACGCAAUUCGGAAGACCGAGCAAAUUAAGACAUGCAACGACUUUGCACAAGCAUUUAUUGACCAG